ACGGAAUGGAAGCGGCAGCUUCAGUCGCUCGCGAACCUCCACCGUGGAAGCUUCUCCCCGCGUGCGUAGACUUUUAAUCUGUACUACACGGAGCCCAAUCGAAGAAACGCUAACGCGCGCCGGCAGAAAAAAAAUUAACUACCACCCUUGUUCUGUGCUCGUGACUUUAAUUAGUGAAUUUCGAUUAAAAAAAAAUUCGCUUUGAUGCGAAUAACGUGAAUGUAAGUGAACGAGAAUGAGGACGAUUCUGUUCGCACCUUUUUACCUGUGCAUCGACGAAUUCGGAGAGUAAAUUAGAGGGAGAACAGAGCAGGUGGAAAUCAUGCGGAGGUGUACGCUUCUAAUUCUUUGCGUCGCAGGCAUAUCGGCUGCCGUGGCACAUCCGUACAAUGUCAGUAUUAAUCCAGCAGUUACGAGCAGGUCUAGGAUUGGCCGACAGAACGAAGCCGUAAAGCGAUACGCGUGUCCCAUAGGAUUCUUCCGAUUAAAAAGAUAUUGCUACUAUUUAAGCGGAGGCACGGCACCCUGGAGAGAAGCCUAUUUCCAUUGCAAAGAUAGAAACGCCACUCUGGCGAUUCUCGAUCGGAAUGGAAAGGAUCGAAUGCUGAGAAAAUACCUGUCGAGUGAUCAAUUCACAAAAUUAGAGAGAUGGAUCGGUGGGAUAUUCAACUGGCAGCAAAUGGCUUGGGAAUGGGGAGUGACUGGGCAGAAAAUGGUUUUCCAAAAUUUCGGUCUACCUCAAUCCAACCACUCGAAGCAACAGUAUGCAUGGCACUGUGUCACGAUCGAUCCCACGUUAAAAUAUAAGUGGAGCCCGCGAAGCUGCGUCGAACGGAAACACUAUGUGUGCGAAGUGCAGGCUGGACGCAUACCCAGAAGACGCAAGAAGACAGCGGAUCCGUUUGCACCGCAAAACCAAAGAUUAAAGCACCAAAAGAAGGGCAAGAAAUACUCGAAAGACACGCAGAAACCGAACAAACAGAAGAAGCAGAGAGGAUGGAGAAGAAAUUUCGCCGAGCAGAAUAUGAACGAUUAUUGGGUGCACGGUGUGAAGUUGGGUUCAAGGCCACCAACCAACGCGAAGGCCAUGUAUCCACGCCCUCGAAUGAGACAUCAUCAGAACAGAACUCAACCGAAUUAUCCUCGAGUCCAACAAGUCGCGCCUCGGGGACACGAAUACGGUGCAUUUCUACGCGACGGACCAAGCGGCGGCCCACAAAGUCUAACAGAUACGAGCAAAGUCUUUCCUCAAAGCCCUGGCAAGAUUAACGACUUGGCCAGUGAGGAAGUUCUGAUAAAGCCAUAAACACAAUUACACGCACUAUUUAUUUUAACUUCUCAUUUGGUAGCUUUAAAUAUCAUCGAUCAAUCUAUCAAGCAUUCGCAAUCUUUUCCCAAUCAAGUAAAGAGUUAAUUCUCAUUUCGAUUUCGUUGCACAGUAAAAUCAUCUAGACGCUAUACGUACGCUAUGAUGCUGCUGAAAUCCAGCAGAGACUGAAGUAAUUUAUUCAUAUCGAUCGGCGAAGCAGUUUCUCAUGUUCCUCUCUUUAAUAGAUCUUAGAUUCUCGAAUAUGUAUAUGUCUAGAUAGUAACGUUACCUCGAGUCGGUAGAUUUAAUAACUUCGAUGUUCGCGUAUCGAGUACGAUGUGUUCAAAUUUCAUUCUUUUAUUUAAUCUACGCGCAUUAAAUGCGUAUAAACUAUUUGCGAGUUGCAAUGUUUCGCUUGUCGUUAGAUGUUAAAGCGCUCGAAGGCACGCAUAGAAGAUAUUUAAUUGCAAACUAAUUAUUAUCACUUUGCUUUAUUUAAAUUUAAAUGUAUCUCAGAAUUCUUUCUAUAUAAUUGCCCUCGCAAAAAGCACUUGCUGAAAAAUCUGUUUUCACGUUAAACAAAUGUUUAAAAUAAUAAUAAAAACACGGUAGCAAGUAGUGUAUCAUAUCAGAACUGCUUAAAUAUCAAUAGCUUUAUGCUGACUACUUUCUAGAUGUACCCCAUUACGAAUGAACAAUGCACUGAAUGCAUAUCAAUGUCACUCAAAAAACGAAAAUAUAUAUAUAUAUAUAUCUGAUGUUUAUCCAUAUAUUAUUUAGUCUAUCAGUUUGAAAUAUGUCAAGACUCUUAUUUUUUAUUCCUUAGUUUAAACGAUACUGUAUAAAUAAUUACGAUAGAAUAAAACUUUUUUACUGAUAAAAUACUUUUUAGAAUUUUAUUUUGUGAGACUAUAAGUUUUAAUUAUAAGUUGAACGCUUCUAAAAUAUUAUGCGAUGUGCUUAAAUGUUACUCAAGUGUGUAUAUCGCGUACACUAAUUUACAUACUAUUUGUAUUCAAAUUGUAUUGUAUUCGAACCUCAACGUUCUAUUUAUGAGUUUAAUGUUUUGUACUAUUAAUAAAUUAUUAUGCACCGUUUCCUUCCUUGUAAAUACAUUAAUUACACAAAGUAUUAUGUAUCGUCUGUAUGUAACAUGGUGUACACAACGUCAAUAAAAAUUCUAUGCGAAAUUAUUAUGACGAAAUAUUGCUUAAUUUCAAUUUUUAA
Ceratina calcarata is the source of this 2536-nucleotide messenger RNA. RefSeq lists its product as uncharacterized. The record is from RefSeq and is a predicted model, not a curated record. Bases 323 to 1306 code for a protein of 327 amino acids. The transcript is spliced from 5 exons. NCBI's taxonomy places the organism in Eukaryota, Metazoa, Arthropoda, Insecta, Hymenoptera, Apidae.